Molecule: messenger RNA, 2258 nt
Organism: Prunus dulcis (almond)
Lineage: Eukaryota; Viridiplantae; Streptophyta; Magnoliopsida; Rosales; Rosaceae
Product: IAA-alanine resistance protein 1
Exons: 11
Coding region: 437-1885 (482 amino acids)
Biological process (GO): zinc ion transmembrane transport; intracellular zinc ion homeostasis
Cellular component (GO): membrane
Molecular function (GO): zinc ion transmembrane transporter activity
Source: RefSeq, a predicted model, not a curated record
AGUUGUGGGCUUGCUUAGCGGCCAAUCUAGUAGUAGCAGACAGCAGAGAGUAGAGAGUGCGUGUAAAAGAAGAGAGACUUUCCCGAGGGGAGCGAGUGAGAGAGAAAGGCCAGUGGGCUGUCAGAAUCUUCUUUUGGGACUCCGAGAGAACAAAAACGGAAAAUAGAAAAAGAAAAAAAAAAAAGGCCAAAAAGAAGAAAAAGAAAUAAAAGAGCGGAAUGGAUGUGGUGACAUUCGGUAUUAUAAUCGGCAUAAUCGUGCUUUUCUUUGCUGCUGUUUGUUUUAUCACCAUCGAAGGAACCUGCAAACGCCGUCCUACUUAGUCUCCACUCUCCGCCCAAACAGCUCCUUAAACCCCACAGUCUUUAACGGCGACCUUAAAUUUUGAUAGGUACAAUAAAACCGACCUUAACCGACAACUGGGUUUUCUCAGAAAAUGGCGUUUUGUACGAAAGGUACGGUCUUGGUUGUUGCUUUGGUUCUUGGGCUCUGUUUGGAUCUGAGUUUUGCUUCUGGGUCUUGUGCAUCGGCGGCUCACGAGUCUCCUCACCACCACCACCAGUGCGAUCAUGGGCAUGACCACGACCACGACCACGACCACCACGGGGAGAGCUUGUUGGGGUCAAAGCUUCCUGAGGAAUUGGCUGAGGAGGAGGAUAUGAAAUUGUACGGAUUUGGAUUUGAUCAACAUGGCCAGGAUCAUGGUCAUGAUCACGAGCAUUUUGGUGCUUUGCAGCUCUCAGUUACCGGUCUCUGGUUUCAUUCCUUGGGCUGCUCGCUUUUGGUGAGUAUGGCUUCCCUUAUUUGCCUGAUUAUCUUGCCAGUAAUAUUCGUACAGGGGAAACCAUCCAAGGCAGUUGUUGAUUCGUUGGCUUUAUUUGGGGCUGGAGCUAUGUUAGGGGAUGCUUUCCUUCAUCAAUUACCACAUGCUUUUGGUGGAGGACACUCCAGCUCACAUGACGACCAUGUAGGCCAUUCCCAUCAUGAUCAUAUUGGACAUGAGCAUUCACAUUCACAUUCUUUGAAAGAUCUUUCUGUAGGAUUAUCCAUCCUGGCGGGAAUUGUAUUAUUUCUUCUGGUAGAAAAGUUGGUGAGGUAUGUUGAGGAAAACUCUGGAGGAAGUAGUGCAUGGAGUCAUGGUCAUCAUCACCAUCAUCAUAAGACCAACAAGAAAUUGAAAGAUGAUAAUGAUUCUCAUGAUGACUUGCAGUCAGAAUCUUCCAGUGGAAAAGAUGGAAGGAAGCUGAAGAUGUCAUCUGAAGAAGAGGCGGCAGCUGAAGUUUCAAAUGAUUCUUUGAUGGAAAAUAAUCGACAUGACUCUCAUAUUCGUAAGAGAAACAUUACGACUGGUGAUAAACAAGACGUAGCUGCUGCAGAUGACUCCAACUGUGAUGCUAAGUCCUCAGAUGGAGAACCUACUCGAUCACCAUCAAAUCUUGUGUUUGGUUAUCUCAAUCUCUUCUCUGAUGGUGUUCACAAUUUUACGGAUGGGAUGGCUUUAGGAAGUGCUUUUCUGCUUCAUGGAUCUGUCGGUGGGUGGUCUAGAACACUAUUCUUGCUUGCCCACGAGAUUCCUCAAGAGGUUGGUGAUUUUGGUAUUCUUGUAAGGUCUGGUUUCACUGUCUCCAAAGCUCUGUUUUUCAACUUUCUCUCAGCACUUGUGGCACUAGUUGGAACCGCAAUGGCUCUGCUUUUGGGCAAGAAUCCAGGACAGUCAUCUUUGAUUGAGGGAUUUACAGCUGGUGGAUUUAUAUACAUUGCUGUUGCUGGAGUGCUUGCAGAAAUGAACAACAAUGGCAGCUCAUCAUUGAAAAGCACGGCAUUCCAAUUAACUGCAUUGAUACUCGGCAUGGGAGUUGCCCUUUGUAUUUCUCUUUUUGAAUGAAAGUUGAUUUAGAAAUUGGGACGCGAAAGUCAAUCCAAAUGUACUGCACAGGUAUAAUAGUCAAAUUGCAAUUAUCUCCUUGUCCACCUAAUGCCACGGCUGAUAAUUGUACGGUGAGUGUGGAAAAGGGACAGGUAGAUAAAGGAAAGAAGAAUGUGGUUAACCUUGCUUCUGUUCGUUCUGGGUAAUGUCAGAGGGUGAAUUCAUGAUCUUUACUGACAGCGAUCCAUACAAGGUGGUGAACAUGCUCUUUUUUCCUCCCCUGUAUUGGAGAAUCAACAUGCUUUUUGUUAACUGCCAAUUAUGAGAUUACAGUUGCUCAAUAUAUUUUGCUUUUCCUGAUUUGGAUUAGCUGGUUUUAGAACUGCACAAA